Molecule: messenger RNA, 1231 nt
Organism: Neomonachus schauinslandi (Hawaiian monk seal)
Lineage: Eukaryota; Metazoa; Chordata; Mammalia; Carnivora; Phocidae
Gene: RNASET2
Product: ribonuclease T2
Exons: 11
Coding region: 199-960 (253 amino acids)
Biological process (GO): RNA catabolic process
Cellular component (GO): extracellular region
Molecular function (GO): ribonuclease T2 activity; RNA binding
Source: RefSeq, a predicted model, not a curated record
GGCCGCCCAGGGGCGGAAACGCGCAGGUCCUGGAAGCCGGGCGGUGUCACCUGCGAGGUCGCGGCUGGGGUCGCGGUGCGGCGUUGGCAGGGACGCGUGCACGCCUGGGGGGCCCGGGGAAGCGCAGGGCCUGGCGCCGGAUAUUUAAGAGCUGAGCAUUUGUGCACGUGAGCGUGUAGUCCUCGGGUGAGGGGCACGAUGAAGCCUGCAGCCCCCCACGGCCUGCUGCUGAGCUCCCUCUGCCUGGCGCUGUGCUGCCUGGGCGGCGCGCGCGGGUCCCGGAGGAGGGUUGCAGCUGAUCCGGGUGACAACCAUCAGUGGAAAAAGCUAAUUAUGGUUCACCACUGGCCUGUAACAGUGUGCAAGGAGGUUGAGAACGACUGCAGAGACCCUCCGGAUUACUGGACCAUCCACGGAUUAUGGCCCGAUAAAGCAGAAGAAUGUAAUGGAUCAUGGCCCUUUAAUUUAGAAGAGAUUAAGGACCUUCUGCCCGAAAUGAAGAUGUACUGGCCUGAUGUGAUCCAUCCACUAAAUCACAGCCAUUUCUGGAAGCACGAGUGGGAGAAGCACGGCACCUGUGCUGCCCAAGUAGACGCCCUCAACUCGCAGAAGAAAUACUUCGGUGGAAGCCUGGACCUGUACCGGGGGCUGGAGCUUAACAGCAUGCUCCAAAAAUUGGGAAUAAAGCCAUCUAUCAAUUACUACCAGAUUUCAGAUAUUAAAGACGCCCUUGCCAGCAUAUACGGAGUCGUACCUAAAGUCCAGUGUCUUCCACCGAAACAGGGUGAGGAGGUGCAGACGAUCGGUCAGAUCGAACUGUGCUUCACCAAGGAGCUGCGGCUACGGAACUGCACGGAGCCGGGGGAGCCCGGGGGGCCCAGGGGGGCCGGGGGCCCGGGGCUGGAGGUCUGCGAGGACGGCCCGGCCUUCUACCCGCCGCCACAGCAGACGGCUCCCUGACGCCCACAGGCCACGGGGAUGUUUUGAAAAGCUGGAGAGAUGCACAAAGCGCUGCCUGUCAGAAAGCGGCUGCCAAGUGGAACGUUGCGUCUGCAAGCGUCUCUGCUGCAAGGUGUUCGGUUUUGCGUUUCCCUUCACGCCCGUGUGCUGACGCUGUACCUGUAAAUCUGGGCUGAAUAUGGGUGCAGCAGGAGAAAGGAAGCCUCCCACGCCUCGGUAGAGGCUUUGUGGUUGGAAUAAAGGAUACAGAUUUUCUUUCCUUCUCCCUUAU